Toxorhynchites rutilus septentrionalis is the source of this 3098-nucleotide messenger RNA. Its product is annotated as bis(5'-adenosyl)-triphosphatase enpp4-like. Lineage: Eukaryota; Metazoa; Arthropoda; Insecta; Diptera; Culicidae. The transcript is spliced from 4 exons. The record is from RefSeq and is a predicted model, not a curated record. Bases 251 to 1885 code for a protein of 544 amino acids.
GUUCCAAUAAGAAAAAAACGAAAGGCAUUGCGAGACAAAAACACAGCACCAGAAAACAAAAUAAAAUCACCUUUUUCUAGCAAAAGAAAGCAGGAUAUUUUUCCAUUUGGUAAAUGGUACCAUUGAAUUUGUGAAAAAGCAAUCGCGAACGAUGUGAUUCGCGUUAUUCCUCUUGAGGAAGCGUUGGGUAAGCGAGUGACAUCCUGUGCCUGUGAUUUGUGAAUUGAGCAAAACAACACACAAUCGCGCGAUGAUACUUCGAUCGAUGGUCUGCUGGUUCGUUGGCCUGGUGCAGCAGCUAGUUCUGCUGAAUCUGCUGAGCAAUGCUGCUACCGGGGUGGCAGCUGUUGACAGCUCCGAUGCGGUGCUGAUCAUCGUUUCGUACGACGCAUUUCGAGUGGAGUACUUGCAGCGCAAUAGUACACGGUUUAUGAAUGACCUUCGCCGGAACGGAACCACGGCGGACUUUAUGAGGAAUGUGUUCCCCACGAAAACCUUUCCCAACCAUCACAGCAUAGCGACGGGGGUUUAUCCCAUCGUGCACGGGGUCAUGGCCAACGGGUUGUACGAUCAUGGCCGGGGGAAGCUCGAGUAUUCGUACGAGUUGUUUCACUUCAACGAAGAAAUUGUGCCAAUAUGGACUUUAAACGAGCUGAGUGGAGGUCACUCGGGUUGUAUGAUGUGGCCAGGAUCGGAUUUUGGCUACACAAAGAAUAAUGUGAGCUGUAGUCACGUGCAACCGUUCAACUUGACUUCGCCCUGGAACGAACGAGUUGAUACGGUUUUUCGGUGGAUCAGGGAUCCCCAGAGGCCCGCUAAUUUGGUGAUGUUGUACAUCGAGGAGCCGGAUUACUACGGGCACAUCUACAGUCCCGAAUCGGAUCGGGUGGCUCAGCUGAUUGUGAAGCUGAACGAUUUGACCCGAUACAUUCACGAUAAAAUCAGGGAGAUUGGGUUGCAGGAACGCGUGAAUGUGCUGCAUAUGAGCGACCAUGGAAUGGAUUCGCUGAUGGCGAAGAACUUUAUCAACCUGACCGGUUUUGUGCCACCCGAUAUGAAGUAUGAUGUGUACGGAACAACGCCGGUGCUGCAGCUGGUUCCAAAGGUAAAACAGCAAACCGCCGACCUGUACCGAGCGCUGAAGAAUGCUUCCGAGCGGGAUGGGAAUUUCGACGUUUAUACGCUGGAGAAUCUGCCGGCCAGAUGGCACUUCAAUAACUCCCAACGAACCGGACCGAUAACGGCGGUUGCGAAGCUCGGGUACGGAUUUGAUGACAUGUGGCAAACAGCAGAGUACUACCGGAAGCGGUUCAAUGUUUCAAUCACUCCGGAGACAAAAUAUGGAGUCCAUGGGUACGACAACGAGCUUCCGAUCAUGCAUCCUAUAUUUUUCGGCUAUGGCCCAAGAAUACAGGAGCGCAAAGUGGUGGAACCAUUCGAUACGGUCGACUUGUACUAUCUCUUCUGUGAGAUUCUGGGACUGAGUGCUCCCUACUUCCUCGAAGGCAGACGGGAGCACAUUCUGGAGGUGCUGCGCAACGAUUCACGUGAUGACGAUGACGAUACGGAUGGCGGAACAACACGAGCGGCAACUCUCGCCAUAAUCUUCACCGGUAGUUUGGUGGCUUCGUUCGCGCUGGUCAGUCUGCUGUCGUGUUUCGUAAUUAGACAACGGCGCCGCCGGGAGAAUCAGGUCCCACCGUAUCUGUACGACGAGACGGAAUCGUUGGUGGAUGAAGGCAACAAGUUGCUGCCCUCGCAUCAGCAACCCCAGCAGCAUCAUCACCAUCAGCACUAUCAUCCGCACCAUCACCACCGUCAUCAUCUGCACACCAAUAUCACGAGCGCCUCCAUCAAUGGGGAUGUGGUUUCAAUAGAUGUUUGAGUGCCAUCCCGAGGAUUGGGAAAGCGAAGGAUGCACGAAUUCGUUGUAAAUAAUCGUUGUUCAUUCCUACUGUUCUGUGUUAAUUCUCUUCCAUGCGAUCCUGUUUCCCGUCCCUGUUAGUAAGUAUUGUUCAAAAUGAUGUCACGCUGACAUUAAAUCUAACACAUAUCAAUCAGCGAAGAAACAAUUCCAUGUGUUAUUCAUGUUACGAAUUUUAAAACACUGGCGCGCGCGGUGAUUUGUAGACGAACAAUAAGUAUUGUGACAAUACGACGCGAUAGCGUCGCAUAUCAUUAAACACACACACACAUGCUCUCCACACACCCACAAAUACACAUUUCGUUAGUCAAUUAACCAUUUUAACACGCUAAAGGAUAUUGUUAAAACAGUCAUAUCUUUUAAAGGCAAAACUUAGUCAAGUUCACGAAGAACGCAAACAUCGAAUUUCUUUGAAUUGAAGCUGGUGAGGAAUAAUCCACGUAACCCACAUUGAAGUGAAUUGGAACAUCAACAAGUGGAAACACAGAAAAAGCCAUAAUAUAAUAUAAUAACAAAACAAAACAAAAAACAUAUUUUGUGAGUACGACAAAUAUUUUAUAUUAUGAUAUAAAGAACUAUUACAACUCGCAUCCUCUGUCGAUCACUCUAUACAUUUAUACAUAUACAUACUUCCGGAACUGUUGCGCGUCGUUGAGCGAUGAUGAUCGGGAAUUGCAAUUCGAUGGGUAAAGUUCAAGUCCUUAGGAUACGGUUUUCUACCCGCUACUGCUACGACGAGGCAUAUGAUUGAUGGAAAUCAGAAUAAUUUAUGACGACCGGAGAGAAUCAAAAAUAGGGCGAGCGAGCGAAACCAAUUCUUGUGAUAUUUUUAUACAGAUCAAAUCAUCUAACUUUUAAGCACUGCACCCGGGAGGUACUACGGUUGAGGGAGAUUGAGAUACGUAGUAAAAGAAAUCCACACACGACGGCGAGCGAAAGCGCUAAAUGAGCAUUAGAGAGGAGGGCGGUAACAUGUCCGUGAAGAUUCAAGAUAGAUAUUGUAACGGUUCCCUUUUCCUAAAAAAACAAGAAUAACACCCAAUACAGGAACACUGUUGAAAGACGGCAAAGAUUUAUUUCUUCUCCUUGCUUUAGCCUUCCCUCCAAACUAAGAUGGAAACUAUGGUCAAUAAAUAAACAAAAGGUGAAUCCAAACAAAUUCUAUGGUAUGGUA